AUUUAGUGUAUACUUAUUAUUUACUAGUUUUUUACAUAAUGUUUUUAAUAGCGUUUGUUUAAUUAGUUUAUUAAGUUUAAACAGACUUAAACUAUAUUUUAUUACGAAUACAAAUUUGUCGCUGAAUAAUUAAUAAAUUAGUUCCGUUAAACAUUAUGCACAAUUUACCACAACCUUAUAUCAAACUUUGAUAAACGAUGCGCUUCACUUAAUUAAAAGACUAAAAACUUAAAAUAUCUUUUUAAUAAUGUCUAACAAAUAAACAUUGGGUGAUUCACAGAUUGAAUUGUGUUUGAUUGGAUUUACCCCCUAUCGAAUUGUUUAUCCUAUUUAUACAUGAACGAAUAACUAGAAAUUCAUCUUUUUAAAUUUGAACGCUACCUAUAAAUCAAGCAAUUUGUAUAAUGAUUUCAUAUAUAACCAAUCAAAUGUCGGUGCGUUUCUUAUUCGUGUUUAUUUUCAUCGCCUAUUUCGUCAAAAGUGUAUCCUCAAGAGAACGUUGUUUGACAUUCACAAAGUAUAUGAUUACAAAAAUGAAUCCGCGGUUUAGUAAUACGCGGGAAUCAAAAUAUAAUCGCAGAAAAUAGCUCGGUUUACAAGAGUAAAAUGAUAAAAUUAAAAUUUUGACAUUAUUCAUUAAUUUGGAAUACAAUUGAAUUUAUAAUUCAAUUCCCAAACUACAUUUAACUCUAUUUGUCACACAAUGCAUAAUACAGUAAUAUAAAUGAUUAUUUAUAUCAUAUAAUGUGAAUUUAUUGUAUGAAAAUCUGUAAUAUGCUUAAAUGAUAAUUUCUUAUGUCAUAUUUGACACAUUUUAUGCCGUGUAUAAAAAUAGUGUAUUCUGUUGCUAGCUAUCUUACUUUUGGUUUCAUCAAUUUAAUUUGACACAAAACUUUCUCAUUAGUUCGUUUACUUUUAACUUUUCAAUACGUAUAGAUCGUUCUAGAAUAUUGUGUAGCGUUUUACAAAAUUAUUUUUCCAAUCAUUUCAAUCGUUUUGAAUAAAAGUAUAUUUAUUAAUCGUAUACCCUAUAAAAACGAAAUGAGUAAAAUUUGAAUAAUAUUUGUGCUCAUGUGUAAUA
Rhizophagus irregularis DAOM 181602=DAOM 197198 is the source of this 1081-nucleotide messenger RNA. The record is from RefSeq and is a predicted model, not a curated record. Lineage: Eukaryota; Fungi; Glomeromycota; Glomeromycetes; Glomerales; Glomeraceae.